Molecule: messenger RNA, 2388 nt
Organism: Spizellomyces punctatus DAOM BR117
Lineage: Eukaryota; Fungi; Chytridiomycota; Chytridiomycetes; Spizellomycetales; Spizellomycetaceae
Exons: 11
Coding region: 318-2267 (649 amino acids)
Source: RefSeq, a predicted model, not a curated record
GUCGCAGCAACGGGGGACAAUAACCACUCCGCCAUCGCUCCGGGUCCAGUUAACUUCAACCUGGUUUUAGGUCCAUCGAUCCUGUCUCACUAGACGUGGUGGAAUCCCCGUGAUUUACCCUGAAAGUGUGCGCGCGCCAGUCAAAACGGCGCGCCCCGACGUCGUCUGGUCCUUCGUUCCCCAUAUUGUUCUUCUCUCACAUUUUUGCGAUUGCACUACCUAUUGAGGCCGCAUUGCUUUCUUUCUGGAAUCACACUGGGUUCUUUUAUUGAAAGCAGGUUCCGGGGGCCUUUUUCUUUUUGGCAGUUCAAGACGGGAUGCUCGGAGGCGCAAAUGCCAAUGUCGCUUCAUUGUCAUUGUCGCCAGCGAGGGCGGACAGGCAGCCCAUCAAGCCCCCGCACACACCAGUUCAGCAGAAGAAUGAGCCCUUUCGCUUAAUGCUCGAAAAUUACGGAACCUGCCCUCUUUCCGGCGUCAAGCGCAAGAUCGAUGAAAACGAUGUCUACGACACUCCCGUUCGUAUUAAGAAUCUAGAGUACGCGAUUAUCGAACCCAAAAGUGGCAAACGUCGACGUAUCGGGGAUGCCAAGAUGCAGGUCAAGGAAGACACACGGAUAUGCGAUGAGAACAGCUUACGGCUCCCGAAUUCGCAAUUUAAGUUCACCUUUUCAAGCUCACCUGUAUAUCAAGCGGCCCCGAACGUAUCUCCAAGUAUUUCACCUCUUUCUCGCAAGAUUGCUACCCCUACCUUCAGGUCAACCGUUCACAAGGCCCACGCCCGUCUGUCAAUCGAUGAAGAUGAGGAUCUUGAUAUACCCUCGGAUCCCAAAACCUCGUCACCUACCUCAUCCAUUCCGGAAUGGUGUAAUGAUCCUCUCUACUGUGAUGAAGAGCCCCUUUCGGACUCUGAUGAACCGUCAGCAGCAACCUCUGUUCACAGAGAUGAUGACACACUAAGUGAUAUCACUCCCUUCAUUUCUACCCCACCGAUGACGCCCAGGGCUGGCAAUUCACCGGUGGCAUACUCUACCCGUUUGGAUGCACUCUCCCCCGCAUCUGAUGUACGUAAGGAAAACCGCUAUGCUCCCAUUGAGUGCAGUCCUCUUCGGCGCAAGAUUGUCAUACAGGCUCAAACGGAGAUGAUAAGCGAAACCAUGGGCCACCUGCUGCCCCCCGACAAUACUUCGCUGUGUGCCCGCUCUACAGAAUUUUUUCACAGCGCAGAUGCUGCGACUAAGGUAGUUCCGGCAUGUCCAAUGCCGAGGAAGCUUCUUGAGAUUGUUGAAGGAAAUGAGAAAGCUGACAUGAAAAUCGUUCUAAAGCAAUGGAAGACAGACGUCGAACGGGAGGAAGUUCUUAUGGAGAACCGGCGUCCGGACUGGAUCUCAAAGCACAUGGAGAUGAACGCAGACCAUCGAGGUCUGUUGAUUGAUUGGAUGGCUGAGGUGUGCGACGAAAAUGCCCUCUCUAGGAGAGCUUAUCAUUUGGCUGUUAACUUUUUGGAUAUGUACAUGAGUAAAAUAGCGGAAAUUCCGCUCAAGAAGCUGCAGCUAGUUGGUGUUGCAAUGCUGAACUGUGCUAGCAAGCUGGAAGAGCAACAAUCACUCGACGUUUGGAAGAUUUGUGAAUUUGAAACUCAAGGAUACCAUCCCGAUGAACAUGUUAAAGUCAUGCAAAAGGCUUGUAAAAGGGUGGUCAAGUACGAAGCCGAUUUUAUGAUUAAAAUGAACUGGAACUUGUGCAUUUCCACCGCACACGACUUUUUGACGCGGUCGUUUCAACUUGCGCGCCUUUGGUCUUUCUACCAUGACAUUCACAAACCCCCGAACCUGCCCGUUGGAGAGCGCGACAUAUUUCAAGCAGCAUUUACAUUGGAUGAAGCCAGCGGAGCCUUUUUCGUCUUGCAAGCUUGCAUGGCAGUCGACACUACCAUCAGAUUUCGCAACAGUAUGCUGGCCGCCGCGGUGUUCUUUCUCACAUAUCCAUUUGAGGACAUUACUCAAGCGGAAGAUUUGACUCAUAUUGUCACUGGGUAUACAAAGGCGCAGCUUGAAGAAUGUCUUGCUUUAGUGGAACAUAUUGCAGAAUGCGCAAGGGACGCCAAAACCCCUCUGCCUGACGAGCAAUGGCACCGUUGCCAAUACGGGCAUCAUCCAGAUUUGGCUCUGCAGACCAGGAAUGAGUUUGAUGUUGGCCGUUUGUUGGAUAAUUUCUAUCGGGGGGACGUUCAGGAUGCCUACACUGGGGACGACGACAAUGAGUUCUAGAUUGUAUAAUACUAUGACUUGUAUGUAUUGACGUUGAACAUAAAUUUCUCGGAGCCCGAGAUGUGCAUUAUCAUUGGGAAAAUAAAUAUUGAACAUCGGCUCUCUUCUGCAAAUAUCAAAA